AUGUAUGCUACAGGCAGUGCGACUGCCAGAGGACUCCAGUGCAAUACCUACCUGAUUGAGACCCGGAGGCCCAGCAACCCGAAUAUUUCCAGCGACAGCACCGCGGGACGGGGCAUGCGCAGCAGAGUGGGCGCGGGCAAGGCGUUUGAGCUCCUGAAGGAGGGCGCCAACGAGAUGACGGCCGACGUGCUCGCCAAGUACAGCGAGUGGUCGACGAUAUUGAAACGCUGCACCUUUCUGAGCCUCAUGUACAGUAAAAAGUUCAAGGGCUUGCGCGCGAUGGCAGUUUCCGCGGGAGUCGUGACUUCUGCGUCAGGCGAGAAGGUAGCGGUGCACGAGGAGCCAGGCCAGGCAGCGGUUUGUCCCGCACCUGGGCCCCACUACGUGGACAGCGAGGAGUUCGAGUUCAUCCUGAAGAAGGUUGUCUUCGCGGUGAUCGCUGCGGUGCUCUUCUUAGGCAGCGUACGCGCUUGCUGCGCGAGGAGCUGCCUCGAGAGGGAGCUCGUCCAGGAGGCGUCUGACCCCGCACCUGGAGACGCCGACGUUUACCUGGCUACGCGGACUGACGCGGAGGUCAAGACCACAAGUGUACAAGGAUUUUGGGCAGAGCCUCGUCCAGCACGAUGCGACGGAGGAUCGGGGCACGAGCUUUUCAACGCGUUUCUCGUAGUCGACUUGAAGCAGAUCUUGAGAGCCAGAGGCUUGCGUGUGAGUGGUCUCAAAGACGACCUGAUCAUGAGGCUGAUCAAGAAGGGCAACGUCCUGUCGGAUCGCCAGGCCAAGGGAAUCGAGCAGCUGCGAAUGACGGCUACGACGCGCGGACCCUUGAUCAUGAUCAACCUUCAGGGCUUGAGUAACACGAAGCAACGGGAUAGGUGGACGUUGCCCACGACGAGGUAG
Messenger RNA from Prorocentrum cordatum, 900 nucleotides. The record is from the annotation of a GenBank genome assembly. Lineage: Eukaryota; Dinophyceae; Prorocentrales; Prorocentraceae.